Molecule: messenger RNA, 2159 nt
Organism: Malania oleifera
Lineage: Eukaryota; Viridiplantae; Streptophyta; Magnoliopsida; Santalales; Ximeniaceae
Product: flowering time control protein FCA-like
Exons: 16
Coding region: 920-1882 (320 amino acids)
Cellular component (GO): ribonucleoprotein complex; nucleus; cytoplasm
Molecular function (GO): mRNA binding; protein binding
Source: RefSeq, a predicted model, not a curated record
UCAAGGCGAUGGUGAAACUGAGUUCCCCUCUUCCCUUCCAAACACGGGCUGGACUGGACUUCGCCCUGUCUCGCUGUGUGUGCACGGCGACUCCGCUUCUUCAUUUCUCCCAUUUUACACGGUGACAUCAGCGAAGCUGGAGAGCCACGAAGGAGAACACUUCGAGGAUCAACCAAGCCACUCUGGUGGCGCCUCCUCGUAUCACCACCACCGCCACCACCACCAUCAUGACGACGGACCAUUCGAUGAUUACAAAGGCGGUUUCUCUGCCGACGCCCACCACAACCACCACUCUGACAACUAUUACUCUAAUCACAACCUCUCCAAUCACGACUACCACCACAACUCCAAUCACCAUUAUCACCAUCAGCAGAACUACGGGUCCAAUUACCGCCACCACAACUACCAGUUUGAGUCAAAUGACCACGGUUCUGAUCAGUCUGUGCCUCGCCCCGGACGGAAGCGAGGGUUUUUUCGCUCCGCUCAAGGAUCAUUUCCAGAUUAUGCUGAUGGAGGCUGUUUUGCGAAGCUGUAUGUUGCUUUUGUUCCAAGAACAGCAAUUGAAGAAGAUAUUCGCCCCUUAUUUGAAGAAUUUGGAAAUAUUGUUGAGGUUGUUUUAAUCAAGGAUAAGAGAACUGGCCAUCAACAAGGAUCUUGUUUUGUAAAAUAUACUACUAUAGAGGAAGCUGAAAGGGCCAUUAUAGCUUUAAACGAACGAUAUACUUUUCCUGGGGAAGUGACUCCAGUCAAAGUUAGAUUUGCUGAGGGGGAACGAGAACGCCUAGGCACCUCUCUCUCUCUCUCUCUCUCUACAGGCACACUUGAGCACAGAUUGUAUGUGGGUGGCUUUAACAAGCAAGCUUCAAGAAAUGACAUUGAGGAAAUAUUUUCUCCCUAUGGCUUUGUUGAAGAUGUCUACAUGGUGCGAGAUGAAAGGAAACAAAAUCGUGGAUAUGGAUUUAUAAAAUUUUCCCAUAGACAUAUGGCCUUGGCAGCAAUCAGAGCAUUACAUGGAGCCCACACAAUGAGAGGUUGUGAUCGGCCAUUAAUUGUUCGUUUUGCGGAUCCUAAGAAGCCCAGGAAUGCGGAAUCAAGGGAUACUUCUUCAUUUGGCCGGUCGAAUCUUGGUCCCCAUCCUCAAGAAUUAUUUGUUAGGUCAGCGCCUGAUUUUAGUGACUUAUCGGAUAGAAAUGUGCUGCCUAAUAUUUUUCAUCCACAAAUUUCCACAAGCUCACAAGCAGAAGCGGUUCCCCAAAGUCAAAACCAGCAGCCAGCUGCUCCUUCUGUCAUGCAAAAGCCAUUUCAUCUGCUAGAAAAGUCCCCUUCAGAGUUGCCUCAGGUGCCAUCUAAACAGUUGCAGUUUCUUCAGGAAAGCUCUCAGUCACAAGCUGUUCCUGAGAUGCAGACACAGUUGCAUCUGAUUCAACCAUCCACUGAAAGCUCUGAGCAGCAGCAGGACUCCCAGGUUACCAUGAAAAAACAGUCUCCACAGAUUGGAAGCAACUCUCAGGCAGUUUUUCGAGAUUCUACUCCAUCAGCAGUGGUUGCGUCUUCAACCACUGCUGUUGCUUCUGCAGUACUUGAAAAGGCUCUGACAGUGGAUCCUCCAGAUUGUGAUUGGAGUGAGCACAUAUGCCCUGACGGUUACAAAUACUACUAUAAUUGUGUAACUUGUGAAAGCAGGUGGGAGAAGCCUGAGGAGUUUGUCUUAUUUGAACAAAAAUUACAGAAACUGCAGCAUUUGCUAAAGCCUCCUAGUCAACAACUUGAAUCCCUGCCUCAUCCGCCGAGCCAUUUCAUUCCGCAAGUUUCUCGAACUCAGGAAUUUGUGCGAGGACCGGCCACAGCAACCCCAAUUAUUGAUCCAGCUUGUGUCCAUUAGGGGAAUAGGCAUUUGGCCUGGUAUUCCAGUAGAGUGUGAGAAGCUUAGGUUAGCAUUAAUUAAGCUCGGGUGGUGGAAAGUGGCCAGCAUUCCUCUCUUAACAAAAUUUCCCAGGUGGGGUUGUGUAAUGGAAAUGUUAGUUGCCUCUUCUCAUGCUGCUCCUUUUUGGUUUACUAUACAAUAAUUCUUAUUGUAAUGGGUCGGGAAAUUAGUAUACUAUUGUUAAUAAUAGGGUUAAUUUUAUGUUAAUAUUAAUUAAUUCCUUGUUUGUGGCAUA